Messenger RNA from Siniperca chuatsi (mandarin fish), 5342 nucleotides. It is a transcript of the gene slc39a10, whose product is annotated as solute carrier family 39 member 10. The transcript is spliced from 11 exons. The record is from RefSeq and is a predicted model, not a curated record. Gene Ontology annotation, biological process: positive regulation of B cell receptor signaling pathway; intracellular zinc ion homeostasis; zinc ion import across plasma membrane. Bases 271 to 2826 code for a protein of 851 amino acids. Gene Ontology annotation, cellular component: membrane. NCBI's taxonomy places the organism in Eukaryota, Metazoa, Chordata, Actinopteri, Centrarchiformes, Sinipercidae. Gene Ontology annotation, molecular function: zinc ion transmembrane transporter activity.
GUUGGUCCGACCAUUCCUUCUAUGGUCCGCCCCCGCCGGGAUUCUACGGAAAGUUCGCAAGAGGCGUUGGUGAAUGACUAGUCUUUCGUGCGUUGACGUAACCCAGACAGGACUUUUUUUUUUUGGUACCGAGCGGAGAGGAGAUGCACACGGCACUCGAGUGAGAGUGCAUGUUUCAGAAGAGUUGGAGACCCCCCCCUCAUACAGUAGCAUCAGGACUGGGGGCCAAGAAGGAGGAAACGUAUUACGGAGACCAGAAGUAAGGGGACAAUGCGAGUCCACGUGCACACCAAGUUCUGUUUCCUGUGUGUGCUCACCUUCCUCUUCCAUCAGUGCAACCACUGCCAUGGAGAAGGGCACAGCCAUCAGCACGGUGGACAUCACCAUGCCGACCACAACCACGCCCACAGCGACCUGCAGAUUUCGGAGGCUCCAUACGUGAGAGGAGCCACCCUGUCCCCGGGGUCCAAGAGUCCUCAGGGGCACUCUCUAGAGGAGGAGCAGCGCUUCUACAUCCAGCAGCUGUUCAGGCGUUACGGCCAGAAAGACCGGCUAGAUUUCCAGGGCUUUCAGAGUCUGCUGUUUAGCUUGGGUCUGGGUGAAGUGAAGGUGGUAGGUGUGGAUCAUGAGGAUCUGGGCCAUGACCACGUAGCUCACCUCGACCUGCUGGAUGUGCAGGAAGGGCUUCAUUCACAUUCAUCCACCAAUGAAGGCCAUAACCAGGGUCACGGGCAUGGGCGUGGUCAUCCACACCACAAGCCUGGCUCCCACCAUCCACACACAGAACAAGUUCCCACGCGGUGCAGCCUGCAGACUACUGCUGCCAGUCCAGCUGCUGGUGCACCUACAGGACAUGACCAUAAACAUGAUCACGACCACGAUCAUGGGCAUGAUGCAGAACAUAAUCAUGAUCACGCCAAGGUAGAGGAUAGUGACCAUAAACAUUCUGAUGGACAUGUGCAGGGCACGCAUGAUCAUGACCACGGCCAUGAUCACGCACAUGACAAAGAGCACAAACAUGAGCAGGUACAGGUGCACUCUAACCACAAGGACCUGUCUUCUCAACCUCACAGUGACCAUGACCACAGUGAUCACGAACAUGACCACACUCAUGUCCACGAAGUGCAGACAGGCACAGACAUUCCUCCCAUCAAUCAAGAACAGCAGCCCUCUCCCCAGUUGGAGCCGUCCCAAGUCCCUCAGGAGCUACAGUCCUCUCCUGCCACUACAGAAAGUCGGCCCAAGAAGCCGAGAAAGCCAGCCAGGACCAGAGGACAGAGAGCGCGAAACAAAACCCCAUCUCCUCUCACACCUGUGUCUGAUGACCAUGACCAUCAACAUGAUCACAGCCAUUCUCAUAAAGAUAAAAGAGAAGCACCAGCAGGGCCUGCCUCCCCCACUUUGCCAGUCCCUGUCUUGUCUGCCCAUCCAGGAGGAAUGUCUCAUCAGCAUGAGGAGUGUUUGAACCUGACUCAGCUCCUCACCUACUAUGGCCUGAGUCCCGAAUCGCUCAUCUCCCCCAGCCAGUUCACCUACCUGUGUCCUGCCUUGCUCUACCAGAUAGAUAGUCGUGUCUGCAUCCGCCAUUACCACCAGAUGGAUGUGGAGCAGGAAGCCCUGGAGCCCGUCAGUUCCGUGUGGGUGUGGCUGUGGGGUUUUGUGUCCAUCACCAUCAUCAGCCUGCUGUCUCUGCUGGGUGUGGUGCUCGUACCCAUCCUCAACCAAGCCUGCUUCAAGUUCCUGCUCACCUUCCUGGUGGCGCUGGCAGUGGGCACGCUCAGUGGCGACGCUCUCCUUCAUCUGAUGCCCCAUUCUCAAGGGCAGCACGACCACGGCGAUCCUGGGACGAGCCACAACACUGAUCUGGUAACAGCCUUCGAUGGAGUGUGGAAGGGCCUAACAGCGCUGGCCGGCAUCUACCUCCUCUUCAUCAUCGAACACUGUAUUGGCAUGUUUAAGCACUACAAAGACCACGGGGCAAUGAAGAAGGUGAGUGAGGAGGGCAAGAUUGGCAGGAAGUUGUCAGAUCACAAGUUAAACCGGCGCUCAGAUGCAGAGUGGCUGCACCUGAAGCCCCUCAGUGAAGACCCUGACAGCACCGCCGUCUCCUGCGACAACAGUCACAACGACACGCAGCUCACAGAGCUCCAGACACUCGACUCUCCCACCAACAAGACGCCACUGGCACCCACAAACCCCCAACAAGACCGCCCGUCACCCACCAAGGAGAACGGACGCAAGGCCAAGCAGCACGGUCACGGACACUCGCAUGGCCACGGUCACUCUCAUGGUGGGAACUGCCACUCAGACCAGGAGAUGAAGGACGCAGGUAUAGCCAGCAUCGCCUGGAUGGUCAUCAUGGGCGAUGGCAUGCAUAACUUCAGUGACGGCCUGGCUAUAGGUGCAGCGUUCAGUGCAAACCUGACAGGAGGCAUCAGCACAUCAGUGGCUGUUUUCUGCCACGAAUUACCUCAUGAACUUGGUGACUUUGCGGUGCUGCUGAAAGCGGGGAUGUCAGUGAAGCAGGCCAUUGUCUACAACCUGCUGUCCGCCCUCAUGGCCUACGUUGGCAUGCUGAUUGGCACAGCUGUGGGCCAGUACACACACAAUUUAACCAGCUGGAUCUUCGCCAUCACAGCUGGCAUGUUCCUUUAUGUGGCCCUGGUGGAUAUGCUGCCAGAAAUGCUUCACGGGGACAGUGAGGACCACAAGCGCUGCCAGCUGGGACACUUUAUGCUGCAGAACCUGGGCAUGCUGACUGGGUUCGGCAUCAUGCUGCUCAUCGCCAUCUUCGAAGACCAAAUCGUUUUCGAUUUUGGCUUCUAGUAGAGGAGAGAGCAGGACGCUGGGAAGUGAAGGAGGGGAGAGAAGGAUGUAUCAAAAUUGUUCUUCUUGGCCUUAACAUGCUUUGUUUGCGAUGUAACGGCCCAGUCUUGCAUGCAAUGUGAGUCUCAUUCAUGGCCCGUGCCUCCAUUCCAAACAUGCAGCGGUAGCUUAUGCAUAUCUCAUGACUCUGCCAGUGAUGUUUACACUCUGCUCCCCCAUCACCUCUCCUCUGUCAGCUCCAAUCUGUCUGCUCCCUGUGAAGCAAAAAAGGCAGAAUAAAAGAAGAGCGAGGCUGCACUCCAACUGGAAAACACCUCCUCUGCUAUGAAGCGGUAACCUCCAUCUUAAGAAGAGCUGUAGAUAGUAAAGGUGGUGCAGGACGCAUGUUCCUGCAGAGAGGCAGCUGUCACGGCCCUGCAGCUCGCCGCCUAUGCACCAUCACCUGUUGUUAGUGUGUUGUCGUUGUACACCCCCCCGUCUCUUAUCGACUGUGUGCUGUGUCCCAUCAUCCAUGCCUCGUACAUCUGUGGUGUGUGUUCCAGCCACCAUUCAUCAUCGACUUUUGAUGUCAUCACGCUGUGUAUCAAACGUCUCGUGUCUCUCUGUGCCAAGCCCAGGCCACUGGAGCAGCACCACGCCGCUCCACACACCGUCACCGUGUCCUUAAAGAGACGGAGAGCUCACUUUAGCUAGCUGCUACAUCUGGAAUAAACCCUUUAGCUUGUGUUGCUUCACCUGCAAAAUGUGUUGACAGCUAUAAGCUGCAGUGUCAAAAUAGAAAAGCAUUCCCCUGACUUUGAGUGGGAGAUUGUCUAAAUGGCUCAGUGUUUGUUUUUUGCUACAACUUUCUCCAUUUAUUACUUAAACCUUUGUAGUUCAUAGCGGUAUCUAACACAGUUGCCAAAGCCUUUACAAAUUAGCAUUUAAGACUUAUCAUUGUCUUUGUUUAGAAACUAGAUGUCACAAAUGUCUGACCAAUCAUUUUAAGGGUUUGACAAUCUGUGGCCAAAAGGAGACCUAUCCUUGUUAGGCCUUUAUAUUAUAUCUUUCUUUAUAAGAAUCAGCACCUUCAAAAUGUGAAUUCCGAAAAACUAGUUCAGCUUGUCUUCAUCAAAAAGUAUUGUAGUUUACUUGAUGUAUUUAAGGUGCCUCUUUGAGUUCCUAAAGGGUGCUUUGUCCAGUUGGUUCGCCCUGCAGUGGACAUUUCAUUACAGCGGGAGGUCGAGUUGUCAUUUUUUUGAUGUACUGUAAAUACAGGAGGUCUAUAUAGUGUCAGUAGUUGAGCAGCUAAAUUUUUUUUUUGUUCCUGCUAUAUAAUUGUUUUAGAAAGUACUUCUGUCAAGGAAUCAGUGAAAUUCCUGACAAUCAGAGACAGACAAAGCAAAAGACAGUACUCUUGUAUCACAGGCACAGCACAAAAAUACACUGGGUGCUUUAAAACGACACCAUUCCCUGCACUUCUAAUGGAUGUUUAACCCGAGUUAUCAAACCAUUCGACAAAGAUUAUUAUUAUUUUAAUAUUUUUUACAAGCAUUCCUCACGUAUCUCAUGUUUCUGAGGAUGUACAUUAUCGUCACUAUGCUAUCUUCUGUGCCAAAACUGGCCUGAGUGUAGAUUUUCAGUGGCUGGUGCUUGACAAAUGCCCCCGACAUUCCAUUGGCUGUUCUGUGGCUCACAUGUUAGCCUAGCUUCAGCUGCUGGAGCACACAGAUGAUGUGUGUGGCUUCAUUUAUCCUGUCACUGUGUGACAUCCAUCAUCUAUGUCUGAACUGGCUGUAAAUCAUCGUCAGUCACAUUGAACUCGUGUUAUUGAUCUGAGUGAAUCAUGCAUGAAGCAUGAGUGAAACGGUACAGACGUUGUGUCGAGUGUAAACUUGUUUUCAUUCUUUGUACUGCAAAGUUAAAAUAUUGACAACCUUUUUGUUACUUUUUAAAUGAACUGUUUGAAGAUCAUGAGAAAUUCUUUGGGGCGUAGUGUAACUGGUGUUAUGAGCCUUUUUUAAUGAUGCAGGUUGGAGAGCAAAUACCUUUUCUGCAUCCGUUCUAUCUUUUUACAGGCAUUUUAUUAUUUAAUCUUAUGUUCAUAUUUAAUGUUAAUGCAAUUGUUAAACGGUACCUGAAUGCAUCUUCAUUCUGCUCUUAUACCAUCAUUAUUACCUUCAUCAUUUUCUGUUUCCUACAAUAUUCAUUUUGAUUGUGUUUUUUGUAUUUUUAAAAGAUUAGGAGUCCUUUUUUUAAACAGUAUUUCUCUUUUGAGUUCCUGUAUUACGUGUAUAAUUUAAAUCUAAACUGUACUGUCAAGUGUUCGAUAAGAGUUAGUGACACUUAAAGACACUAUGCCCCAAAGAACAAGUUUCUUCACUGUUUAUUGGGCAAAACAAUUCCAUGAUUGUUCUCAUUUUUGCUUUAUUGUAUGUAUAUUUGUUUAGUAAUCUGGAUAUAAAAUGCAAAAUCUUUGCUGUUUGCCUGUCUGUACAUUCUUCCCAUUGCAAAAGGAAAAUAAACUCUGAAAAGAU